Acanthisitta chloris (rifleman) is the source of this 1188-nucleotide messenger RNA. It is a transcript of the gene ARR3, whose product is annotated as arrestin 3, retinal (X-arrestin). The transcript has 15 exons. Gene Ontology annotation, biological process: signal transduction; visual perception; G protein-coupled receptor internalization. NCBI's taxonomy places the organism in Eukaryota, Metazoa, Chordata, Aves, Passeriformes, Acanthisittidae. Bases 1 to 1188 code for a protein of 395 amino acids. Gene Ontology annotation, molecular function: G protein-coupled receptor binding. The record is from RefSeq and is a predicted model, not a curated record.
AUGGCACAAGGAUCAAAGGUGUUCAAGAAGACCAGCCCCAACAGCAAGCUUUCCAUCUACCUGGGCAAGAGAGACUUUGUGGAUCAUGUGGAGUCAGUGGAUAGUGUAGAUGGUGUCUGCCUGAUCGACCCAGAGUACCUAAAGGACAGGAAAGUGUAUGUCACCUUGACCUGCGCCUUCCGCUACGGCCGCGAUGACCUCGAUGUGAUCGGCUUGACCUUCAGGAAGGACAUCUACGUCCUCACCACCCAACUCUACCCACCAGUGCCGGACCAGACCCCCAAAACCCUCACUCCUCUGCAGGAGAAGCUGUUGAAGAAGCUUGGGGAGAAUGCUUAUCCCUUCACCUUCGAGAUUGCCACCAACCUGCCCUGCUCCAUCACCCUGCAGCCUGGGCCAGAUGAUGUGGGAAAGGCCUGUGGUGUGGACUUCGAGGUCAAAGGCUUUUGUGCUGAAAACCUGGAGGAGAAAAUUCACAAGAGGAACUCUGUGCGCCUCAUCAUCCGCAAGGUGCAGUUUGCACCUUCUCAGAGAGGACCAGCCCCAAAAGCAGAGACCACCAGGCAGUUCAUGAUGUCUGACAAGCCUCUGCACCUUGAAGCAACCCUGGACAAGGAAAUCUACUACCACGGAGACGCCAUCAACGUGACUGUCAACAUCAACAACACCACCAACAAGGUUGUGAAAAAGAUCAAGAUUACAGUGGAUCAGAUCACAGACGUGGUCCUCUACUCCCUGGAUAAAUACACAAAGACUGUGUGCAGUGAGGAGAUAAAUGAGAAUGUGGCAGCCAACUCCACCUUCUCCAAGACCUAUUCCGUGACGCCUCUGCUCUCGAACAACCGCCAGAAGAGAGGUCUUGCCCUUGAUGGAAAGCUCAAGCAUGAGGACACCAACUUGGCCUCCACCACCAUCCUGAGACCUGGCAUGGACAAGGAGGUGCUGGGCAUCUUGGUGUCCUACAAAGUGAAGGUCAACCUGGUGGUGUCCCGAGGAGGGAUCCUUGGGGAUCUCACUUCCAGUGAUGUUGGGGUGGAGCUGCCUGUCAUCCUGAUGCACCCAAAGCCUGAGGACAGUAAGCCUUCCAGCGAGGAGGACAUCGUCAUCGAGGAAUUCGCUCGCCAGAAGCUCAAGGGAGAGAAAGACGACGAAGAAGACAAGGAGGAAGCUGAGAAGGAGGAGAGCUAA